Molecule: messenger RNA, 699 nt
Organism: Prorocentrum cordatum
Lineage: Eukaryota; Dinophyceae; Prorocentrales; Prorocentraceae
Source: the annotation of a GenBank genome assembly
AUGAGGUUCGGCAGUGCGAGGCGCAGGUUGAUCAUCGACGCGAAGCAGGCGGAAGUGACGCGCAGCGCCCAGCGGGCGACGGGCGUCAAGCACGACAUCUGGAACUUGAUCAGCCCCCGGCGCGAGCUGGCGGCCGGCGUCGCGCCCUCGCGCAUGAUCGCGCCGGUCUCGCAUGUCACGAUCGCCAGGCAGCGCGUCGACGAGCUGACGGGACAGGAGGCCUUGAAGAAGAACGCGGCCCCUGCGCCGUCGGGCGGCGGCGGCCCGGUGGGCGAGGAAGACGUCGAGGCCGCGUGGGAGGCCGAGGAGCUCGGGGUGGCCGCUCUGCCAGCAGACGCGCCGGCGGACGCCGCCAGCAGCGUCGUGGCGGAGUCCGCCGCCGAGCCAUCGGCGCCGCCCCAGGCCGAGAGCCUGGACGACGAGGAGGCGGCCGCCUGGCGCGCCCUCAAGGAGGCGUUCGGCGAGGAGGUGCCGGAGCCGGCCGCGCCGCCCAGCGGGCAGGAGCCCCGCGCGGCGGCUGCGGCGGCCAGCGACGGAGAAGGCGAGCCCACGGUGGACGGCGAGCCCUACGCGGACGGGGAGCCCGACGCGGACGGCGAGCUGGGCGCGGGCGGCGAGCCGUACGCGGACGGCGAAAACGACGAACCCGACGUGGCCAGAGAGGAGCCGGCGCGCAGGGUGCGCAAGCCGAUGUCGCCA